CUGGAGAGGGAGGGAGGUAGAGAUUCGGUGAUCCAGAUGAAAGCAGAGAUUAUUUAUUUCUCUGGGGGAGCGAGAGAGAGGGAGGGAGAGAGGGACAGACAGCAGCAUAGUCUUGUCAGGACUGCGCCGAUCUAAUGCGUCUCUUACAAACGAGCCAUUAAAAGCCGAUCAAGCGCUCGCAGUCUUCAAAGUUUGGAUUUCCUCAUCCCUCCCGUGCGUACUCUGUGCCAUUCCGAGCAGGUGGAUGCUGUCAUGCCAUUUGGGUGCCUUGCUCUGCGAGAUGGGCGGUCAUACAACAGCCUGUCAGACGUCACUGACAAAUACGAGAUUGGACAGGUCCUCAAGGCAAAAGAAUUUUGUGAGCUGUGCCUGGUAAAGGAACGACAGACGGACAAGGUCUAUGUGUGCAAGAAAUUCCUCAAGAAGGAUGGCAGGAAAGUGCGGAAGGCAGCCAAGAACGAGAUCAUGAUCUUGAAAAUGGUCAAACACCCAAACAUCCUGCAGCUGAUUGAUGCAUUCGAGACCAGGAAAGAGUUCUUCAUCAUACAAGAGCUAGCCACAGGUGGAGAUGUGUUUGACUGGAUCUUAGACCAGGGAAACUACACAGAGAGAGAUGCCGCCAAUGUGAUCCGUCAGGUCUUAGAAGCAGUGGCAUACCUUCACUCCCUAAACAUAGUCCACAGGAAUUUAAAGCUGGAGAACUUGAUGUACUAUAGAGAGAGCAACCACAACAAGGUCGUGUUGCGAGAUUUCUACCUGUCCAGGUUUGAGAACGGCUCAAUCACAGAGCCCUGUGGGACACCCGAGUACCUAGCUCCUGAAGUGGUGGCUCGUCAUCGCUAUGGAAGACCAGUUGAUUGCUGGGCAGUGGGGGUCAUUGUGUACAUACUGUUGUCUGGAAACCCUCCGUUCUAUGAUGAAACUGAGGAGGAGAACACUGAUAUGCACAACCGGAUAAUCUUCUGCCGCAUUGUUGCUGGAGAAUUUGAAUUCGAUUCACCAUACUGGGAUGAAAUUUCCCCUGCUGCAAAGGAGCUUGUCUGUAGACUUAUGGAGGUUGACCCGAUGCUGAGAAUCACUGCACAAGAUGCACUUUCACAUGGAUGGAUUGCUGGAAAUGGGGCUUCGGAAAAGAAUCUGAAGGAAGGAGUCUGUGCUCAAUUUGAGAAAAACUUUGCUAAGGCCAAGUGGAGGAAAGCGAUUCGUGUCACCACAUUCAUGCAGCGUCUCCGAGCCUCUGAUAUGGGAUCUUCUGAUGGGGCAGCAGAAGGCCAGGGCAAAGGGGUCAGAGUGGAUGGAUUCGAUGGUAAGGGGAUACAAACAGACUCAGGCGGCAUUUCUACUGUGAGCAUGUCCCAUGAGGUGUCCGCUGAAAAUAAACCUGUGGAGAAUCAAGAAGAGGAUAAAGCAAGAAACCUAAAAGCAGAAGAGAAAGAAGCAGAGACCCUUGCCAGAUCAAACAGCUCUUUAAAAGUACAAGCAGAUGAGCCGAACAUGAAAGAGUCUACCGAAGGCACUUCUGAAAGGGAGGACAAACCUUUAACAAGAGCGAGCCAGAAAGCAGCACCCAGCCAGCCUAACAAGACAUCAGACAACCGAGAGAACAAUGUCCCCAAGGAGCCAGAGGCCACAACUGUUGGCAAUGUCGAGAAGAAAUCAUCUUUCCCCGAUACUCCAAAUCGACGAAAAAUGGCUGCCAAUCUCUCGAUGGAUCAUGGCUUAUGUUCAGAUGCCAAAACCAGUACCAAGGAACCACCUCUUAAAUCAGAAGAAAAAAAAGACACAGUCCAUGAUAUGGCCGCAAAUAGCUGGUGUCAAACACAGCUCCCAGAAGCAGUAGCAGAGAGGCCAGUGGAAGUAGGGGCGACUUGCGAGGUCAAUCCUAAGAGCAGAGAGUCGAAGAAAGGACGAACGGACAAGGGUAGCCAGUCUGUGAAAAACAUCCAGUGUACAUAUGCCAGUUUGGGAUCUUCAAGUCUCGGCCAUGAUAAAACGGUAUUUGAGCAGGAGCUGCAAGAGAUGGUCCAAGGUGCAUCAGGGUUUGCUAGCCCGUACUGUCCAACUUACUCUGUUGGACAGUACGCUGGUUUAGAUCCCGGAAGUGGAGCCAGUGCGGAUUGGCAAAUGGAUUGUGUAAUCGAACAAAUUGAGAAGCAAAUGGCUGCCGUGUUAGAGAAGAUCGAGGGGGACAUGCCUUCGUUGCUGGAGCAGAUCAGCGACCAUCCCAAGACCCUUCCGAGAGCAAAGAGUGCCAGCUCUUCCCCGUCACCCCGAUCUCGCUCAUACCAUCAUUCGACCCCACCACCCCUUCCCACCACACCUCGCCCAGCAAUGCCUUCUCUACCACACCUGACCCUCCCGCCUCCCUCGUACCCACCACCUUCCCCACCAAGUCACAUCCAGGGUCACAGCCAUCCAACUGCCAAUGACGGUAACAGUGAUGGCCAGAAGUCUACAAAGCGGUCUGGCCAAUCACCAAGGGGAAGUGUAUCAGGAAAAGGGUUGUAAAUAUGCUAAGAGGGUGUGAGCGCUCAAGAAUGAAGGAGGUGCACCAAGAACAAAAAAUCUUUGGGCUAUGGAUUAUGGAUCCAUGAGUACAGCAUACGUUUUAGGGCUGAACAAUGAUCUUUGGGCUCCAACACAAAGAGCCUUUUUACUGAUUGUAUGUGAUGGAUGAAAAGCUUUUUUUUAUGUGUAAAGAAGAAAGUAACUGAGCAAACUGAAAAUAUGGAAAAUUAUUUUGUUUUAUUAGAGAAAACAGUUAAGGUUAUUCCACUACAAAUGGUUGUAAAUGGUUCUGCUCUACACUACAAGAUCAUAGCAAACACUAUUAUGUUUCCAAAAUAACAAUUAAAUUAAAAACUAAAUUAAAAUUUAAUUUAUGCAUUUAUCAGAUGCUUUUAUCCAAAGCAACUUACAUUGAAUUCAGGCUAACAACUUUCUCCUAACAUGUGUUCCCUGGGAUUCGAACCCACAACCUUGCGCUUGCUAAAGCAAUGCGUAACCACUUGAGCUACAGGAAACUAAUACCAUACAGUUAUUAUAAUGUAGAGUCUGAGGAGGGUUUGGAUACAAGAGUUUAUAUAACUUGAAAAAGUCACCUUUAAAUAAACUUGUUCCCUUAAAGCAAGUUGGCAUCCUGCUCUGUUUUGGAGAACCACUGCGCAUUUGCUCUUCACCACGUACUGAGUUUGAAGAGUGUUAUUUUUUUUUUCACUUCAUCUUGGAUUUUUGCUCUGAGACAGUGAAGUUGAAGCAGUGCAUCUGUGUACUCUCAUCAAUCAUUUACCUUCUUCAAAACUUCCAAUAAGACUAUUUCAUUUAUCUCUCUUAUAUAUGUUCUCGCAUUGUACAGCAGUUUCUAUAAGUCUCUGCCAAACAGGUCAUUCUUUCAUUGACUGAGAAUAAUAAUGCUCAGAGGGCGAUAAUAGAUCACAACUUUGAGACUACAGUACUUUACAACUAUAUUCUCUUUCCUGGCCUUUUUUAUUCUCUGUUGUAUGUGUCCAUCUACGUGUCUGUUUGAUUCUUAUUCUCUUACUCUAUUUUCUCAAUUUAUGAUGUAAACUAAUAUAUCUUUACAUUGUAUAGUACUUUUGCUAAUAUAUCCUAAAGUAAGCUCUAAUGUCUAUAUGUAAAGUCCUUGCAAAUGUCUGUGAAUUGUAACUGUGGCUUUCACCCCAACCCCCAAAUAAUAUUAUAUAGAUUUUGGUGAUGUGAAUAUUCUUCCAAGUUUAUUUUAUUUUUUGCACUCUCUACAUGACCAUUUCAAUAAAAUUCAGAUCAAACCA
Carassius gibelio (silver crucian carp) is the source of this 3791-nucleotide messenger RNA. Its product is annotated as caM kinase-like vesicle-associated protein. Gene Ontology annotation, biological process: peptidyl-serine phosphorylation. The record is from RefSeq and is a predicted model, not a curated record. Gene Ontology annotation, molecular function: ATP binding; calmodulin binding; calcium/calmodulin-dependent protein kinase activity. Lineage: Eukaryota; Metazoa; Chordata; Actinopteri; Cypriniformes; Cyprinidae. The transcript is spliced from 11 exons. The coding region runs from base 253 to 2508 and encodes 751 amino acids. Gene Ontology annotation, cellular component: intracellular anatomical structure.